AUGUCUGCCCUACGGCUGUGUGCUUGUGAAGACAUCUAUCAUCCUAGCGAUCUAUAUAGUAAUAAAUUCAAUCGUAUUUCUUUCAUUCGGACUGAUCGCCUUCUUCUUGCUGAUUAUUCUUCUCAUUCUUGCUGCUUAAUCUUUUUCUGCUUAGUCUUUUACUUUUCCGGCUUUUUUUCUGAUUUGUUAUUCGUUUUUAUUCAUAUUCUUUUUUUCAGUUCAUUCAUGUUUUAUUGUUUUUGUACUUUUACGUCCUUUUCUGCUUCUUUAUCUUAUAUUUCCUUUCUUUUUAUUCUUUUUCGUUUUGCUUCUUUCUUUCUACUGUUCCCGCUUUUUUUUCUGUCACAAUUUAUUCUUCGUCUUUAUCGACUUCUACCUCUGCUUCACUUAGCAUCUUCUUCUAAAUUUGUUUCAUUUAUCAUUUCCUCCUUCUUCAUUUUACCAUUUAUUUCCUCUUUUUCUGUUCUUCUUCUGUGCUUUAUUUUGUUCUACCUCUCCUUUUCCUCCACCUCCUCCUCCUCUUCCUCCUCCUCCUUCUUCUUCUUCUUUUGGGCUUUAUUUUCUUCUUUUUGCAUUUUCUUCUUAGUCUUUUUUAUUUUCCUGUUUUCUGAUUCGUUGUCUUCGUCUUCUUCAUGUCUUCAUUUUUCUUCUUUUAUCUCAUUUAUGCUUCUUUUUCUUCUAUUUCUUUUCUUUUUAUAUUUUUCAUUUUCGUUUCUCAUCUUUUACCGCUUCUUUUUAUCUCCUUCUUCUUCGUCACCGUCUCCUGUCUAUGUUUCACUUUCCCUAUUCUACUUCAGCAUUUCCUUUAUUUCUCUUCUUCUUCUACUUCUUCUUCUUCUUCUUCUUCUUCUUCUUCUUCUUCUUCUUCUUCUUCUUCUUUCAUUUUAUUUUGUUCUGCUACUGCAUCUGCUUCAUUUUUCCCUUUUCUUCUUCUACUGUCUUUGCUUAAUUUUCUUUAUGCAGAAUUCAUGGACGUUUUUGUUAGAAGUGAAAAAAUUCUACUUCUUCUUCUUCACUUCCUCCUCCUCCCCCUCCUUCUUCUUCUUCUCAUCUUCCUCUUCAUACUCCUCUCCUUUUCUUCUUCUCACCCCCACCUCCUCUUUCUUCUUCUUCUUCGUCUUCUUCUUCUUCUUCUUCUUCUUCUUCUUCUUCUUCUUCUUCUUCUUCUUCUUCGUCGUCUUCGAUCAAUUCAUUUUUUACCGUUUUUUUUCUCUCUCCUUUUCACCGUUAUUAUUUCUUUGA
Acanthosepion pharaonis is the source of this 1242-nucleotide messenger RNA. NCBI's taxonomy places the organism in Eukaryota, Metazoa, Mollusca, Cephalopoda, Sepiida, Sepiidae. The record is from the annotation of a GenBank genome assembly.